AUGGCUCGGAAGGGUAAUCAACAAAAGAAUGGGGUAGAUCGCCAGACAUCGAAGCACAAAAAGAAGGGUACAGAUUCAGGGUGUACGGUAGCGGAAACGAAAGGGCAAGGAAAAGCAAGUGAGGUGAAAGUGUUCCCCGGAGAAGAACUACCAAAUGGUGACCAGCCAAGCAGUCCUCUUUCAGCCAGUGGGAGUAAAACCAAUCAUCCUGGAGAUGAGAAUAAAAGCAAACAAAAAUCUGGAAAGCUUUUGAGGAAAGAUAAGCAAGGUAUGGAUGCAAUGCGGGGUCCAGAGGAGGCAAUGUCUUUAGGGAGUGAUUCAGGAGAUUGCAAUGGAAACAAUGAAGCUCCAAGCACUAGAGAAGAAAAUGGGGCAUUACCUCGGAGUGACUUACGCCGUAAACAAACAAAAAGAAAAUUUGGGUCCUCCCUCAAACGGUGGCAUAUGAAAACUUUGCUGAGUCGGGUAGAGUUUUCAGACAGCCUAUUGGUUAGAAAUUUGAAGGCAUCAACAUUGUCCUUCUUGAAGGUGGCUAGUGAAUGGCUGCAGAGGCACGAGCCUAUGUUUCUUACUGUCAAAAGUAACAUACUGAAUGCUCGCGAUUAUGUCAAUACAAAGUUUGAGCAGGCAUAUCCCAUUGUUCUGAAGUGGCUUAUGCAGUUUGGGAGCAUAUUGUUUCUUUUAUCAAUGGCUUGGUUGGAUUGUACCGUAAGGGGCAUCGAUAGCUUACUCCGGAUGGGGACAACAUCCUUCUUUUCCGUUAUAUGGUGCAGCAUUCUCUCAGUAGUUGCUAUGGUUGGGAUGUUUAAGUUUCUGAUUGUGUUGGUCUUCGCUGCUCUGAUUGGACUUUUCAUUGGCUUCAUGCUUUCGAUUUUGGUGGUUGCGAUUUCUGGAGCUAUUUUCUUGUGGUUCUAUGGAAGCUUUUGGACAACAGCACUUGUAAUCUUCUUGGCAGGUUUGGCAUUCACACUGAGCCAUGAGCGUGUUGCCCUGUUCGUCGCCACUGUUUAUUCCAUUUAUUGUGCUUGGACAUAUGUUGGAUGGCUGGGUUUGCUUAUAGGGUUGAAUUUAUCUUUUAUCUCAAGUGAUUGUCUGAUUUAUUUCUUAAAGAACAAUGUAAAUCAGCAGAGAAGACCCACCGGAUUCCCUGAACAAGCAUCUGGAAUGCAAGGUCAACCAGGCUUUUUUAACGGUGAGCAGGAGCAUGCUUCAUCCUCUGAAAAUGGGCCAUGGUUUUCUGCUGAUCGUAGCCCUGGAGUACCUUCAACCAGUGGGGCUGAUUCUGAGAUAACCUCUGAAGAUGAAGUAGUUCGGCUGCUAAACUGUACUGAUCACUAUUCAGUGUUGGGAUUGUCCCGGUUUGAGAAUAUAGAUGUUUCUUUACUGAAGCGGGAGUAUAGGAAAAAGGCAAUGUUGGUCCAUCCCGAUAAAAAUAUGGGAAAUGAAAAGGCUGCUGAAGCUUUCAAGAAACUUCAGAAUGCAUAUGAGGUUUUACUUGAUUCAUUGAAGCGAAAAGCAUAUGAUGACGAAUUAAGGAGAGAGGAACUGCUGAACAUUUUCCGUAGAUUUCAAAGUGCUUCACAAAAGAAUGGAGGACACGGUGUCUUUCCUUCUGGAUUUGCACACCCGGAAGCUGAUGGUGAGGACCCAUUUGGAGAUUCUAGGCGGAUUGCCUGCAAUAAGUGUGGCAACUUUCAUGUCUGGGUACUCACUAGGAAGUCAAAAUCUCAAGCACGAUGGUGUCAGGAUUGCAAGGAUUUGCAUCAAGCAAAAGAUGGUGAUGGGUGGGUUGAACAAUCUUCCCAACCCUUCUUCUUUGGAUUUUUGCAGAAGGUAGAUGUUCCAUCCGCAUAUGUUUGUGCAGAUAGCAAGAUAUAUAAUGCUACCGAGUGGUAUAUAUGCCAGGGAAUGAGAUGUCCAGCCAACACUCACAAGCCAAGUUUUCAUGUGAACACUAGUGUGACCUCCAAGCAUAAUACUGGAAAGGGAGCAAGUUCAGGACAAAGAGGAGGCCGGAUGCCGGCAUCUAUGGAAGAGAACAUGACAGAGGAAGAAUUCUUUGAGUGGUUACAGAAUGCAGUGCAAACAGGCAUGUUUGAAAAUUUUAGUGCCGGCACCUCCACUGAGAGCCCAUCUGCCAAAUCUGGAAAUGGUACCACCAAGAGUAGUAGUGGCAGCAACAGUGGCAGUGCUAACAAGAGGAAGAAAAAGGGAAAGAAGCAAUGGGCACCUAAUUAA
This is a messenger RNA of Prunus armeniaca (apricot), 2238 nucleotides long. Lineage: Eukaryota; Viridiplantae; Streptophyta; Magnoliopsida; Rosales; Rosaceae. The record is from the annotation of a GenBank genome assembly.